GGACUGAAGCGCACGCACAGACACAUACUGCGACUUUCCACACACAAGCAACACGGCAAUGCGGCUUGCGCUGAUUGCGGUGCUGGCCCUGCUGGCAACCGCUGCCAUCGCAAACGCUGAACUGAAGGGCGAGCGAGGCGACCCUGGCGAGCCUGGUGUCCCUGGCUGGGACGGUGCACAAGGCGACGGCGGUGACGGAGGCGACGGUGGCCUCAACGGUAUCAACGGUGCAGAUGGUCGCCCCGGCGAUCGCGGUGACAAGGGUUUCGCAGGACGCGACGGCGAGAAGGGCGCACAGGGCGCUCCAGGGACCCCUGGUGAGCCUGGCGACCAAGGCCCUGCUGGGCCUCGCGGUCCUCAGGGUAACCCUGGUACAGAUGGCGCUGAUGGUGACAAGGGCUUCCGAGGCGAGUCUGGUCUCCCAGGCACGGACGGUCGCCCAGGCGAAGAUGGCCUCCCUGGCGACAAGGGCUUCCGCGGCGCAGAUGGCUUUGACGGCACGGUCGGCGUGAACGGACGCCCUGGUGACGACGGCGCAAAGGGUGCCAAGGGUGAGCAAGGCACACCAGGCUCCCGCGGCGCCACGGGCCCUGCGGGGUCUGAUGGACGCCCUGGCGAGGACGGUCUGAACGGUGCCAAGGGUCAGGCUGGUGAUGCCGGCUCCCGUGGUCCUCAAGGUGACAAGGGCCGCCGUGGUGCAGAGGGCCCUCGCGGUACCCCAGGUCGUGACGGAACCCCAGGAACUCCCGGUCGCAAGGGCCAGCGCGGGCCUGAGGGACCUGCUGGGCCCUCGGGUUUGGCUGGGCCCAAGGGUUUCCGUGGCACUGACGGCGUUGAUGGCAGUCGCGGUGACCCAGGUCCCGCAGGCGAGGACGGUCUCAACGGUACCCCUGGUACCCCAGGCUCCCCAGGCACCCGAGGUGACCCUGGUGAUGCUGGUCCUCGUGGUAGCCCCGGUCUGGACGGUACGGACGGAGCUCGCGGUGACGCCGGUACACCCGGGCCCAAGGGUCUCAAGGGUCUUCGCGGUGUGGACGCUGCUGCUCGUGGUGCCCCUGGCCCACGUGGUGACAAGGGUCAGCGUGGUGAGCCAGGUCCCCCUGGUAUCACUGGUGACAAGGGUUUCCAAGGCGAACCAGGCUUUGACGGCACGGAUGGUGCAAAGGGUCUUCGUGGGCCCCGAGGUGCUCCUGGCAACCCUGGUGUCGAUGGUACAAAUGGUGUGCCAGGGCCCCGUGGUGUGAAGGGCGAAGCUGGUGUCCCAGGUACCCCUGGCCGCGACGGAGAGCAAGGUCUCAAGGGUGUGACAGGUCCCGCUGGGCCCAAAGGUUUCCGCGGUGUCUCUGGUGCUGAUGGUGCUGAUGGUGCCCCUGGUGACGUUGGCGAGCCUGGCUUGAACGGGACCCCAGGCACCCCAGGCCGCAACGGUGAAGACGGUCUUCGUGGCCCCAAGGGUGACACUGGUGCACAGGGUCCCCAAGGUGCCUCUGGCUUGGACGGUGCUCCUGGCCCCGACGGUAUCCCCGGUAGCCCUGGCGACAAGGGUGCACUUGGUGAUACUGGUCCACGCGGUGCCCCAGGUGACCAGGGUCCAGCUGGCCCCCAGGGUCCGGCUGGUGAGCCUGGCCGUGACGGUCUGAAGGGUGAGCACGGUGACGCUGGUGCCCCUGGCGAAGACGGUGUUCAAGGCCCCGAUGGUGAUGCAGGCUUCACUGGCAGCGACGGACCCCGCGGCACUACUGGUGACGCAGGCAUUCCAGGCACGGACGGAACCCCAGGUCGCAAGGGCCAGCGUGGUUCUCAAGGCGCCCGUGGUCCACAAGGCUUCACUGGUGCGAAUGGGCCUCGAGGCUUUGAUGGUACGGACGGUGUCCCUGGUCGCAAGGGUCAACGCGGAACCUCAGGUGCCCCUGGCGUGAAGGGUGAGCGUGGCCCCGCUGGGCGCGAUGGUACGGACGGUCGCCCUGGUGAGGAUGGUUUGGAUGGUGCUGAUGGUGCCCCUGGCCCUCGUGGCUUCCCUGGGCCGAGUGGUCCAAAGGGUUUCCGCGGUACUGAUGGUACCCAAGGCGACAAGGGCUUCCGCGGUGACGCUGGUCGCGACGGUACUCCAGGUACCCCUGGUACUCCUGGCGAGGACGGCUUGUCUGGCCCUCGUGGGCCCCAAGGCCCGCGUGGUCUCAAGGGUCGCGCUGGUACCCCUGGUACAAUUGCUGAGGAUGGUAACCCAGGUAACCCGGGAACACAGGGCCCUGCCGGUCCCCAAGGUCCUGGUGGUGAUGCUGGUCCCAAGGGUCUGCAAGGUCCCCGCGGUCUUCCGGGCGAGAAAGGUCGCGUCGGUAUCCCUGGUACCCCCGGUACACCAGGUACCCCCGGUGACAAGGGCCAGCGCGGCGACGCCGGUUCCCCUGGUACUCCUGGUUCCCCUGGUGAGGAUGGCUUGGAUGGAAGCCCAGGCCCUCGCGGUAUCCCUGGUGUUGAUGGCGACGAUGGUGUGCCUGGCCCCAAGGGUCGCGCUGGUACCCCUGGUCUUGACGGAGCUCGCGGUGAUCCAGGUCCCCAGGGUCCUGCUGGUGCCGAUGCCGAGGAUGGUUUGCCCGGCCCUGGUGGCGAGAACGGUGACGCCGGUGACCGCGGCUUCAAGGGCUUCCGUGGCGACCCUGGCCCACGCGGCGCAGAUGCUGGCGAUGGUGCACGCGGCUCAGACGGCCACCACGGUCUCAAGGGCGACAAGGGCAACACUGGUCCCACUGGUGUGAAGGGUCAGCCCGGUACGGACGGUGUCGAUGGCGCUGAUGGCAGCCCAGGUGCCAAGGGCCAACCAGGCUUUGAUGGUACGGAUGGCCUCAAGGGCAUGCGCGGUUACGUUGGUGACAGCAUCCCGGGACCUAGUGGUGCCAUUGGUGACAAGGGCCAGCGCGGCGACGGCGGUGACGGCGGCAUCAAGGGUAACGUUGGUCUUCCUGGCUCUGCCGAGGCCAUCCGCGCCUUUGAGACAGACGCCGAUUGGCGCGCGUUCAAGACCGAGUACGACGCUGCGGUUGCCAGCUUUGACAACUACGACGGCUCUUGCGACGAUGUCAUGGAUGACUUUGAGACUGCCCGCCAGGACGCCCGCGAUCUCUACGACACCAUGGAGGAGUUCUUCAGCAACAUUGACCGUGCAGCGAGCGACGCGCAAACCGAUAUCCAAAACGCCCUCAACCAGUACGAGGCAGAGUGCGAAGAGCUUCGCGUCGAGACAUACGCAACAGUUCAGGAAAUGAUUUCGGCCCUGCGCAACUGGGUCAACUACUACACAGACGGCAGCGACUAA
Messenger RNA from Salpingoeca rosetta, 3313 nucleotides. RefSeq lists its product as uncharacterized. NCBI's taxonomy places the organism in Eukaryota, Choanoflagellata, Craspedida, Salpingoecidae. The coding region runs from base 59 to 3313 and encodes 1084 amino acids. The transcript is spliced from 18 exons. The record is from RefSeq and is a predicted model, not a curated record.